UAUUUUGGGGAUGCGAUAGAUUCGCGAUUGUUUGACCUGAGUUUACUGUGAGAAAAAGUGCCAUGUUCGCGAAUAAAUUUCCGCGCUAUCCGAAUUGUCCGUGUGGACUCGUGGUGAUCGUGAAGAAAGACGAGACUGAGAUCGUGAAGCCAGUGCCGCUGAAAUCAACCAAAGUCGACUUCACAAUUUUAGACUGCUACGCAGAAGUUCGAGUCACUCAGGUGUAUUGUAACGCCGAGGCAGUUCCUAUUGAAGCGGAAUACCUAUUCCCCCUUGAUGACAAAGCGGCAGUAUUCGAGUUCGAAGCAGAUAUUGACGGUCGAAAAGUACAUGGCCAAGUGAAAGAACGUGAACAAGCAAAUGCGGAUUAUCAGCAUGCGAUUCAACAAGGAUUCACAGCAGCAUUGCUGGAAAAGAAAAAGCCGGACAUUUUCAAGGCGAAAAUCGGCAACUUGGGUCCUGGCGUCAAGGCAAUUGUUACAAUAAGCUACUUGGCUGAAUUAUUGGUGGAUGGUGAGAAUCAGCGAUUUAUUCUCCCCACCACGAUUGCCCCGAGGUACGUUCCUAGAAGCAGCUCCGAUAAGGCGGAUGAAUUGGAGAUCGGAGCCAUUGAAUUCACCAAGUAUUCCCCGUGUCAACUGCUAAUCCGAGGGAAGGUGUUGGCCAGAACGGAAAUCGUGGAAAUCGUUUCCCCGACGCAUAAACUCGACGUCACCAAGGGCGUCGCUGGAUCCCAUUCAGCUACUUUGGAACUUUCAGGACUGACGACUGACAUGGACAGGGACUUGAUUGUUCUAGUCAAAGUUGCUGAACCGCAUCAACCGCGUGUCUUCGUCGAGGUCGAUGAUGCGAACAACAGCGUAGCUGCCAUGGUAACACUUGUGCCGUCGUUCAAACUGAAGGACGAAAAAGCGGAAAUCGUGUUCAUUAUUGACCGUUCUGGUUCCAUGCUCGGCGAAAAGGUUGAAAUGGCAAAAAACGCUCUGAAGUUGUUUUUGAAAUCUUUGCCGACGGAUUGUUACUUCAACAUUGUUGGCUUCGGGUCAGCGUAUGCUGCUUUGUUCACGGAGGGUAGUGCGAAGUACGACGGGGAAUCGCUCCAAGCUGCGAUGCAUUAUGCGGACACACUUCAUGCCAAUAUGGGCGGUACGGAAAUUCUUCAGCCCCUUCAGUUCGUCUACGAACAGGCCGUGAAGGAUGGAUAUAAACGUCAAGUCAUCGUGUUGACCGAUGGAGAGGUGUCGAAUGUUGAAGCUGUGCUGAAGUUGGCACAAAAAAAUAACAAGAAGUCGCGGACGUUUUCCCUUGGCAUUGGGAGUGAUGUGUCCCAUGGACUCGUGCGAGGAAUUGCCAGACACGGGCUCGGAACAAGUGCAUUCUGUUCGCUUGAUGAGCGUUUGGAAACCAAAGUACAGCAACAGCUUGCGAAUUGUUUCCAGCCAGCUCUAGAAAACGUCAGAAUAUCUUGGGGAAAGCUAUGUUCGAAUGAAAAAGUACCCGCGACAGAAACUGAAGAGAAGCGAACGUUGCUGGGUUUCGGCAAGCCGAAGAAGGACAAGGGCGAUUCUGAAGAUGGAGUCGUCGAUGAAGUCUCGUCAUUCGUAGCUGCUCCUUGGAUCGUGCCUCAAAUAUUCGAUGGCAGUAGGUUCACUCAGCUUUGCAUGUUUCCCAAAUCGCUGCUGGGUGAGAAACAAGACUUUUCAUCGGUAUUGGGACCGGUUGUCAUUCAUGCUGAUGCACCCGAUGGCCCACUUACGGUGGAGUUGCCUGUUGAUGGUGAAGGAGUCACCAAAGGAAACACGAUUCACAGAUUGGCGGUCAAGAUGAGAAUUCAAGAUUUAGAAGAGGGUACGAGUGAGUUGCACGAGAAUCUGGACGAAAUGCAGGAUUGGGAGAGGAGGCAAGCCGUUGAGAAGAAGGUUAAAGAAGCUCUUGUGAGUUUGUCUACUAAAUACGGAAUUUUAAGUCGAGAAACGGCCUUCAUCGCAGUAGACAGCACCAAGUCAUCGACAACUGACGGUGCCAUAACGAUGGAAACGAGGAAAGUGCCUUCGCAAAUGCCAUACGGUUAUGGAGGAGGUGGAAUGAUUGGAGGUGCCAUCCCUCAAUAUGCCAUGUUCUGCGCAAAUUCUAUGCCAAUGUGUGCUCCUCCGCCGCCUGUCGGAGGCAUGAUGCUCAAGCGAGUGGCGAGAUGCGCAAAAUCUACGGACGUGCUGGCCAGAGGGAGUGUGAUGGCUUUCGAAAGUGGACCAUUGCCAUGCAGUGGUCCACCACCUUUCCCACUUGGAGCACCGUUUGCGGGUGUGCGGUACGAUUCGGUCGUUCCUCAGCAAUUCGAAGACGAAUCCCUGGGUUUCGGCGGUGUUCCAUCCCAGCCCGAAGGAAUUCAGAAGCCGGGAGUUCCGUUGGUAUGGGACGAUGAAUCCAAAUUGAGGGCACUGGUUGAUUUACAACUGUUCGACGGUUGUUUUGACGUCACGGAAAAAUUGGCGGAAGUGCUGAAGACUGACGAAGCUAACAUUCGGAAAGGUGCGAGCGACAAUAAGCUCGAUGCAGACGUAAUCAUCUGGGCAACUGCCCUUGCGGUGGCAUUCAUGCAGCUGGAAUUGAUUGAACUCCAGGAUGACUGGCAGCUGAUGUUCAACAAGGCGAAGCAAGGGAUUCAGUUGCGUCUGGAAGCCGCAAAGGCAUCAAUUACGCUAGAAGAUGUCCUCAAGUUGGCUGCUGAAAUUAAAAAAAAGAACAAGUAUUUGCGUAUAAAAGAAGAAUCAGACGAUGCCCUGCCAAUGACUCGACAUACGGACAGACAUGACAAAGACACGCGUACGUGUGAACCGCAGCGGAUGGAAGAGAGCAUUGCUCAAGAACUCGGGGCUGCGGACGAGAUAAAAGUCGCUCACUCGCCUCCCCGAGGACCCGGACCCCACAGUCCAUCUCAAAAACUCAGUAUUCCGCUAUUCCUGCUCGUCGCAUCGGCCGCAGCCCAGCAAAGUGCAUCAGCAGGAGACGAACCCCAGCAACCCGGAACGAUUCGCAGGGGCAAAGUCCGUAGGGUCAAGAAGCUUCGCCAGCAGCAAUCCGGAAACGAUUUCCGCUCGAGUCCCCAGCAACAACAACAACAACAACAAAAACAAUUCAUUGCUCCAGCGUCAUUGGGUCAACUCCCAACACUGCCACCCAUCACUGGUGCUGGCAACCCCAAUAAUUUCCUGCCACCGCAACAACAGGUCAGCAGCAGUAGUGAUGUCGGGAACAGUGCUGGUCCGAAUGCGGUCUUCGCUCCGGAACAGAAAUUUGACAAAGGUGCCUCAGCACCGACCCGGGGUCCUCCAGUCCCGAUUUACAACCAAAAUUUCAAGAUCGACGAUGUCGGCAACUAUCAGUUCAACUUUGAAACCGGUGACCAGGUGCAAAGAGUCGAAUCCGGCCAGCAAGUGACCCGCGGAGAAGGGAAAUUCCAGGCCAUCGAAGGCAGCUACUCCUACACCGGCUCAGACGGAAAGCAGUACACUGUCCGAUACACCGCAGAUGAAAACGGCUUCCGACCCGUCGGUGACCACAUACCCCGCUUACCACGUUGCACGACUUCUUACACUGCGAAUUAA
Messenger RNA from Notodromas monacha, 3605 nucleotides. The record is from the annotation of a GenBank genome assembly. Lineage: Eukaryota; Metazoa; Arthropoda; Ostracoda; Podocopida; Cyprididae.